Malaclemys terrapin pileata is the source of this 3331-nucleotide messenger RNA. Its product is annotated as tumor necrosis factor receptor superfamily member 16-like. The transcript is spliced from 6 exons. The record is from RefSeq and is a predicted model, not a curated record. Gene Ontology annotation, cellular component: cell surface; plasma membrane. NCBI's taxonomy places the organism in Eukaryota, Metazoa, Chordata, Testudines, Emydidae. Gene Ontology annotation, biological process: Rho protein signal transduction. Gene Ontology annotation, molecular function: nerve growth factor binding; death receptor activity; coreceptor activity. Bases 721 to 1947 code for a protein of 408 amino acids.
CGGAGAGGAGUGGGAGGAGGUAGGAGCAGGCACAGAUCCUGGGAGGGGAGAAGGCUGGAGGGGUAGGGCCAAGGAGACACAUCCCAGCCCUCCUCGCACACACACACACACACACACACAGGCAUUUCCAGCCGCUGCAGCUGCUGCUAGCAAAGCAAACUUCCCCACUUCCCUUUUGCAAGAGAACUUCCUCGGUUCCUCUUGGGGAGGAGGCUGAGAUCCCGGGUCUCCCCGGCCCGAGCUCGGGGGGGCUAAGCUAGGCUCGCUCGUGCCAAAGCUCGCCCUGGCCUGAACCCCUCGGCUCCUUUACCGACCAGCCUUGGGUUUGGGGGUCCGUGGCUGGAGCAUCUGGAGACGUCUCACUUCAGGGUAGGGGCUGAUGCCAGACACAACAAGUCCUCCUGCGGCGGCUGCUUUGUUUGGGGGGUUAUUUUUGUAGCAGAUCGCCGUUCCUGCAACGUGUUUUGUGUUAUUAUUUUUACUGCUAGCUACACACACACACACACACACGCACACACCCCUCUCCCCGGACUGCUAGACGCGGCGGGGUUUCUCUUAACUUUGCAUCAGCGCCCCCCCCCCUUCCAAACAACAGAUCCGCUGGAUCAAAGGACGACACCCCCCCCCCCCCCCGCACGAGCCCUGCAUUUGCUUAUUAACUGCAAAGGGGGCAGGGGGCGAGGCGGCCGGGACAGACGGACAGACUGUGGAGAAGCCGAGAUGCAACUGACCAGGGUUCCCCUCUGCCUCGUACUGCUUAGCCAGCUCUUCCCUGGCAAGGUUUCAGCCCGCCAAGGCUGCAAGAGCGGACGCUUCACUUCCCUUGGGGACUGCUGUGACCCUUGCCCCCCGGGCCAUGGGGUGGCCGUGCCGUGCGGCAGCUCCAACACGGUGUGCGAGCCCUGCAGAGAGAAUGGGACGUUCUCCUCCAGCAGCAGCACCACGGAGCCGUGCCAGCCGUGCUCACGGUGCCCGGUGGCAGAGGCGUGCACCCCCACCCGCGACACUGUGUGCGCCCCCCAGUGCCCCCCCGGCCACUACCUGCACGCGGAAAACGGGACCAGCAGCCGGUGCUUGCCUUGCCAGGUGUGCGGACCGGGCUACGGGGCAGCGACGCCGUGCGGGCCUACGAACAACACCAUCUGCCAAAAAUGCCCGGAGGGCUUUUACUCGGAGGAGAAGAGCGACUCGGCGCCGUGCCUGCCCUGCCGGCUGGAGUGCCACAAGGACGAGGUGAUGAUCCGGGCCUGCAGCCCCGUGUCGGACACGCUGUGCAUGGACAGAGAGCUGCAGAUCCUGAAGCGCACGGAUGGGGACCCCCGCAAGGAGCACCCCAAGAAGCCUCCGCUGUCUGAGUCAGAGGGCAGCGCCUCCCCCAAUAACUCCUCCGAGUUCCUCCCGCCGCUGCCAGACAACAGCAAGAACAUCAUCCCCGUCUACUGCUCUAUCCUGGCCGCGGUGGUGGUGGGGCUCCUGGCCUACGUGGCUUUCAAAUGCUGGAACACCUGCAAGCAGAAGAAACAGCUGGCCAAAGCCAGGGCUGGGGAGCUGGGGGCCUCCCCCGAGGGCGAAAAGCUGCACAGCGACAGUGGCGUCUUCCUCGACACGCACAGCCUGCAGGAGCACCACCCGCUCAGCAAGGCGCACAGGGCCGAGCCCCGGCUGUACAGCGCCCUGCCACCCCACAAGCAGGAGGAGGUGGAGCAGCUGCUGGAGAGCUCCAGCCACGGCAAGGACUGGCGCUGCCUGGCCAGCCAGCUGGGCUACGAGGAAGAGGCCAUCGACACCUUCAGCCGGGGCGAAGCCCCCGCCCACACCCUCCUCUCCGACUGGGCCGCCAAAGAGGGGGCCACGCUGGAGGCCCUGUGCGCAGCCCUGGCCGGCAUCGAGCGGCCGGACGUGGUGGAGAACUUGACCGGCCCAGCUGAGGCCAGCUCGGUGGUGUAAUGGCACGGGCAAGCCAGCAGGGGGUCGCGCACCCCGCGAGAACGGGACUCGCUAGGAGUUUUAAAUGGCAACAAAAAAAGAAAAGGGGGGAGGGGAACACAUUUUGUUAAUGAUAAGGGAACUUAAAAAAAAAAAAAAAGGCAACAAAACAAACAAAAAAGCCACAGAGCAACGGCCUUUGGCAGGACAAGGUGCAGCACCAUGAUGUGACUGGCGCAUGAGCCCACGUCUCCUACUGGGGGCGACCGGCCUGCGGGUGCCACGCGCUGUGUCAGCAGGGGAGCUAUGCCUUAAUACUAGGGCAGGUUCUUUAGCGCCAAUGGACGAGACCUGGGAUUCUGGAGCCGAAGGCUCUGGGUUCUCUCCCCGCUUGACCAUGGGCUUGGGAGAGAGCCAGCCCCUGAGGUGAGUUGGUAGGUGAUGCCCUACUGCCUGGCAGGGAGAGCGGCUGGCAUGGCUGGAGAGGGAGGAGCGUUUGGGGGGACGGGUUCUCUGCCCCUUUGACUCCGUCCCCGUGCCCGCCCUGUCUGGGGAUCCCGGCUGGACUUGUCGUGUGGUUUCCUUCCGUCAUGUGGCCAUUGUAACCCAUGGGGAUUAACCAUGGGCUUUCCCCUUCCCUGUGCGCCCUCUGGAAGAGCCCUCAGCCAUAUGGGAGCCUGUGGACCCUGACCUGCCAGGGCCAAGCCAUUCGCCCUCCCCAGGUGGACUCCGGCCCCGCAGGCCAGGGGGUGAAGGGACCAAUCACCGGGCACGGGCAUAGGGCACUGCUGUCUAACCCAUUCUAUUGCUGGAGCCCCCACCCUCCUCUGUCACCCCUCCAGCCCAGGCCCGGCACCACCCCCAGCCAGCGCCUCCCCCCACAACUCACUGCACCAUCCCCAAACCGUGUCUGCCUCCACCCCCCACUACGCGCAGAGAAACACCUGUGCCAGGCAGGGACUGAAUUGGGGCCCUCCUGGCUCCAAGGAACAGUCCCUGACUCAGCGUUUCCUCCCCACUGGCUGGUUUGUUUGGGGGUGGGAGUCAGUUUUCAGACUGUACCCCCCCCUUGCAGCCAGUCCCGUCCCCCUCAGCUAACACCCCCCUCCCCAUCCUCUCUCUCCAUGGCUAGGGCUUGCUCACUAAGGACGGUUCCCAGAAUCCUUUAGGGUGCCGUCCUAGGGCUGGGGCCUCAUGGACGUUGCCUGUAGCCCUUGUAGGGGUUCGGCCCUUUGCCCUUGGGCCCAGUUGCUGGCGGGGAUUGGUCCAGUGUCAUAUGGGGACUUCCAAGUGACUGAGCAACCCCCUUUCAGCCAGAGGGGGAACAAGGGUGGGGGAACCAGCCAGCCGCUCGUUUGGCCCUGCUGCCCCCCUACAGCACUGUUCGUGAUUUCCCCCCCCCCCC